AUGCAAGAUGCUAUUGCACAUGCUGCACCCAGGGUUGGCCCAUCAAGUACAGAUCCUCUGGAACACACAUGGCUGCUUCCUGGAUCAUCACUGCCAGCAGCUGCCCUGCACAAUGGUCCAAGAGAGUGUGCAUUGUCUCCAUCAGUUCAGGUGCCUCAUAAACUAUGUCCUGCUACUGUUAAUGAGUCAUUGGCCUUGGGGACUUUAAGUGAGGAUGAGGACAGGCUUGAGGACCUGGAGGAGGAAGAAGACAAUGAGCAAUUGGCAGAAGAGGAGUCUCACACCUUGCAAGAUAUCCUAGAGGUCUCAGGUCACGAUUGA
Molecule: messenger RNA, 321 nt
Organism: Suillus discolor
Lineage: Eukaryota; Fungi; Basidiomycota; Agaricomycetes; Boletales; Suillaceae
Exons: 2
Coding region: 1-321 (106 amino acids)
Source: RefSeq, a predicted model, not a curated record